Molecule: messenger RNA, 6368 nt
Organism: Vicugna pacos (alpaca)
Lineage: Eukaryota; Metazoa; Chordata; Mammalia; Artiodactyla; Camelidae
Source: RefSeq, a predicted model, not a curated record
GUAAACGUUGCUUUCACCUUUCCCUUGAAAUCUCGCCAGAACCUGAUGCUGAGUGGAACUACCCGAUGAUGAUGAAGGUGGUCCUUCCUUCUGAAAACAAAUGUGAGCGCUCUCGGGGAGAGUUCAGCGCUGGUCAGAAACUGCCCCGCCUGCAGAUCCUGGUUCCCCACAAUAAGCCUGCUCCUGUGAGACAAGAAAGGAUUUCCUGGAGUCAGGAACUCAUUCUUGCUGUAGAAGACCUUGCCAAGACCUCGCACGAGGGCUCUGGGGCAGAAGAGAGGACACAGGAUAGAACACAUCUCGGACUUGCUAACCUUCUCGAACAGGCAGCUGAGAUGACCACGUUACCAGCUUGUGUCUUACAGAACUCGUUCGCCUUUGAAGACUUAUCUGUGGACUUCACCCAGAAGGAAUGGCAGCUGCUGGAGCCCAAUCAGAAGGACUUGUACAGGGAUGUCAUGUUGGAGAACUAUAGCAGCCUGGUGUCGCUGGGGUACAAAGUGACGAAGCCUGGUGUCAUCCUCAAGCUGGAGCGGGGGGAAGAGCCGUGGGUAGGAGACGGAGGAGCGCCGAGGGCAGACGCCGUGGAACAAGUUUUGCAAGUAAAUGGUCAUAUGACUUGGCACAAGGAUAACCAAGAGGAGCUGAAAAAUAUGAAACAAGAUCAUGAAUGUGAUGCAUUUGGAAAACAUUUCAAUCUGAGCAUGAACUUUAUUCCUUUAAGGAAAUCAAACAGUGAAGGUGACGUAGAUGGAUUCAUUUUAAAACAUCAUUUAGAUUUACUUAUUCCAAAAGCAGAUUAUGGGAAAAUGGAACCAGCUGACCUAAAUGUACUGGGUAAACUGUUUCUCCCCACCAAGCCUGAGGAAACUGACACUUGGCUAAAAUACUAUGAAUGUGGUCAGUGUGAUAAAGCUAGUUAUAGGAAGUCACAGAUUAUCAUUUAUCAUAGAAAUCGUUUAGGAGAGAAGCUCUAUGAAUGCAGCGAAUGUAGGAAACGCUUCAGUAAGAAAUCCAGUCUCAUUAAACACCAGAGCAGACAUGUGAGAGAGAUAGCCUAUGGCUGUGGUAAAUGCGGCAAGACCUUUCCCCAGAAGUCACAGUUCAUUACACAUCACAGAACUCACACGGGAGAGAAACCUUACAACUGCAGCCAGUGUGGGAAAGCCUUCUCCCAGAAGUCACAGCUCACCUCCCAUCAGAGGACACACACAGGGGAAAAGCCAUACGAGUGUGGCGAGUGUGGGAAGGCCUUCUCCCGGAAGUCUCACCUCAUCUCACACUGGAGGACACACACAGGGGAGAAACCCUACGGGUGCAGUGAGUGUGGGAGGGCCUUCAGUGAGAAGUCAAAUCUCAUCAACCACCAGAGGAUUCACACGGGGGAGAAACCAUUUGAGUGCAGAGAGUGUGGGAAGGCCUUCAGCAGGAAGUCACAGCUUGUGACACAUCACAGGACCCACACGGGAACAAAACCCUACGGAUGUAGCGACUGUCGAAAAGCCUUCUUUGAGAAGUCAGAGCUCAUUAGACAUCAGACAAUUCACACCGGAGAGAAACCCUAUGAGUGCAGUGAGUGUGGGAAAGCCUUCAGAGAGAGGUCAAGUCUCAUCAACCACCAGAGAACCCAUACAGGAGAGAAGCCUCACGGGUGCAUCCAGUGUGGGAAGGCCUUCUCCCAGAAGUCACACCUCAUUUCACACCAGAUGACACACACGGGGGAGAAGCCCUUUGUAUGCAGUAAGUGUGGGAAGGCCUUCAGUAGGAAAUCCCAGCUUGUUAGACAUCAGAGAACUCAUACAGGAGAAAAACCCUACGAAUGCAGUGCAUGUGGGAAAGCCUUCAGUGAAAAAUUAAGCCUCACGAAUCAUCAGAGAAUUCAUACAGGAGAAAAGCCCUAUGUGUGCAGUGAGUGUGGGAAGGCCUUUUGUCAGAAGUCACACCUCAUAUCCCAUCAAAGGACUCACACAGGGGAGAGACCCUACGAAUGCGCCGAAUGUGGGAAAGCCUUUGGUGAGAAGUCAAGUCUUGCAACUCAUCAGAGAACCCAUACGGGAGAAAAACCUUAUGAGUGCAGGGACUGUGAAAAAGCCUUCUCCCAGAAGUCACAGCUCAACACCCACCAGAGAAUUCACACAGGAGAGAAACCCUAUGAGUGCAGUCUUUGUCAGAAAGCUUUCUUUGAGAAAUCAGAGCUAGUCAGACAUCAGAGAACUCACACAGGAGAAAAGCCUUACGUGUGCUGUCAAUGUGGGAAAGCCUUCAGGGAGAAGUCAAGCCUCAUCAAUCAUCAGAGGACACACACAGGAGAGAAGCCCUUUGAGUGCAGCGCCUGUGGCAAAGCCUUCUCUCGGAAAUCACACCUCAUUCCACACCAGAGGACGCACACCGGAGAGAAGCCUUAUGGGUGCAGUGAAUGUCGGAAGGCCUUCUCUCAGAAGUCCCAGCUUGUUAACCAUCAGAGGAUUCACACAGGAGAGAAGCCUUACCAGUGCAGUGAAUGUGGGAAAGCCUUCUCCCAAAAGUCACAGCUCAUCAAUCACCGGAGAACUCACACAGCCAAGAAACCCUAGGGGUUGACAGAGGUCUUACCUCAUGUCUCAGAUAAUAGUCACAUCACACACGUCUGAGUGCUCCUGUAGGAUAGGAACACUGAGGGAGGUUACGUAGAGAGAGCUUUCAGCAUAUCAGUGUGUUUAUUGUAUCAGGAUUUGUAGAGCAGAAUGACCCUGUGAAAAGCAGUGAGUUUCAGAAACCUUUCAAACCACAGUCAGACCUUACACCAUAAAAAAGUGACAGCAAAGAGGAACACUGAGUAUCAGAAAAUCUUCCAGAGAGCAGGUCUCAUUAGCUGGGAAUGAACCCCAUUCCAGUGAGUUAAGGAAAACUCUAUUCAUGCUGCAGUUGCAACACAGAAUAUUUUCAUCAAGAAAUGAUGGCUCGUUGUACAUAAGAAAAUGCCAUCAAGAAUGAAACUCUGUGACAAUACUGUGGUUCAGUCUUCAGCGUGCAACCUCACCGUAUUGUCUCCUGUGGCUGGACCUAACCGUUGAAGACAUUGGAAAUAGAAGCUUCUAAAAAUAAUGCUAUAAUGGAAAGCCACGCACUUUUCAUAGACCUGGGUCCCCAAACACCCAGUUCUAAAUGGUUGACAAAUGUUCACUCUGAGUAUGAAGCUUUAAAAAAAUACGUGAAUAAAUUGAAUCAUUGGAGCAUCUAAGUAAGAAAUUUCUCAGUGGUGUGUAACUCUAGCUUUUCCUGUACCACAGGAUGUGAUUUGUGUUUUGGAAUCGCACAUGAUAAUUAAUUGGGAGCAUGGGAUGUACAAACCUUGUCACUCUGAGUCUGUCCGGACACCACGUGUCGCUGGUGUUUUCUGAUUUAAUGAUACUGUAAAAAUGGUAACUAGUGUGGCUUGUCUUCUAACUCAGUAAGUAGCAUAACCAGUACCACAACACCUUCGUUUCCUUAUGAUUUGUCGGCACAUAAAAGGGUCAGUAGUAGCAAACGCCAGCUUUAUGUUAAAGCCUGCAUCCUCGGAGCCUGAGAAACAGUUCACAGAAAAGCCGGUGGAUAGUAUUCAAGGGUAGAACUGCUGAAUAGCAGUAGUGAAGCGUGAGCCAAGGAAGGAGGUGUGUGGAUUGUGCUGCUUGGCACUCAGACGCAAGGCCAGUGGUGCUGUGCAGGGCCCUUCCUCUGGCAGUGAGACGCCCCCUGCAGCAGGUGUGUGCAUCCCCACGCUGGGUGACCCGUGUUUCCGUGUCCUGUGAUGCAGUUUCGUGGGCACUCUGUGCUGCCAACGCUUUUGGUCUUUCGCAAAAUAACUUGUAAACAAUUAAAUGGAGAGAUCAAGUAUUUAAGAGUCACUGUUCAGAAAGUGUACAACACAGAGUUUUGUGGUGAGAAAUAUAUUUUUGAUGUAUUCAAGGAAGUGUAUUUUGCCUUCCUGCACGUUUUGGUGAUUACGGGACAAGUUAUUAAGAACAAUUUUUUCAUAGUUUCAUCAUUUGAAACAUUUGUGUCUCACCUGCCUUUCACCUAUUGCGUCAUCCACACAUUGUGCAGUUGAUACUGUGUAAGUGUGGUUCCCUGUGAAAAUGCAUGAACCAUUGGCUUUUUGAGAACUGGAAUUUUGUAGUGAUUUCUCUAUAAUAUUGCUUGACAAAGUUAACUGUAUUUUUUGUAUGAUGGUGAAAUUUAGACAAGUACAGCAUUUGUUUCCAAACUUGGAAAGACUCAGGCUCUCCCUUAUGCACAAGUUUUGUCAUUAUGGUGUAUUGCACCUUUGAUUUGAGCCAUAUUUUUUCCCUUUAGUUACCGUUGUUAACAUCAUUGUUGAAAAGUUGGGGCUUUAAGUAAAUGAGAGUAAUUUUAUGAACCACUCCAUCAGAAUUUCGACAGCCAGCUAAUCCUGUUUUUCCACGUGGUAACUUAAAAAAAAAAACCCAUUUCCCAAAUUAUUAUUCCUACUCAAAUUUAUGGACUUCCUACUUUUCUCUCGAAUACCUGGAAGUCACUUUCCUGGGUGGAGGGAACAGACCUUUGUAAAGGAACAGACAUUCACAGUGUGAUGUUUUACUUCGUGGUUUUUUCCAUUUUUUUUUUCCUUUCCACCUGCCCUGGUUCUCUUUCCUAGUCCCAGAGAUGGAUUUAUUAGAGAUUGAUUCAUUCAUUAGAUUGAGCUCAGGGGUCUGUUGUCUUAAAAUUUCCUGAUUUUGCUCAGCUCUAUUCUAGAUUAUUCCACUGACUAUUAAGCAGUUAGACUCAGCACUGCCUUCGCAAAAUGAUGAAACUUCAGCGCUUACCUCUUGAUUGAAUACCCAAGAGCAAAAGAUUCUUUCCUCGUGGCCAGGUCUUAGUCAUAGGGAGGCUGAUGCCGGCCCCAGAGUUUUCAUUUAUCCGAAUACCCAGUGUGGGGCCCAGGUAUGCUGUGUGGCGCUCCCUGGGACCUCUGUCUUCUGAAGGGUCACACGAGGGCCCUGAAGCUGGAGACCCUGAGUGCUGGUUUUUACACUAUGUUGGUAGCCACAAAAACUGUGUCUCUACGGCCCCCUCGUUGAUUCCUACCACAUCAAGAAGCAAGCCAGUGUAAAGUUAGACCAGGUUUAUUUAGGAUUUCUUGACGCACACUCAGUGAUGCUGAGAUGGAGGACUUGAGGACACCAGGUGCAGGAAGCAUCGUCCAUCCCUCCUCCUUCAACACCGAGGCUCUUCCUCUGGCCCGGAGACAGUCCUGCAGAGGACAGGCCCUGCGGCAUUCCUUUCACUCAGCAGUGGGUGUUUUACAGGUCCGGUCUGUGAAUUUUGAGACCUGUCCCAGGACUGCCUUGCAUUUAACUCUGAUAUCCCCUGGCACAGCUACGUCUGUAUGGAUCCAUGUGUUCCUGACGUUUUGGUUUCCAGAGCAUCACUGAGAUGAAAUGAAUCCACAAAGUACUGGAUUUCUCUGCCAGUAUCUGUAUUACGUAGCAGAAGAUAGAUCAGGAGGCCUUUGAAUGCUACACUUGAGACCUCUGGCAUUUGGUCAUUUCGUCCAGCAGUGUGUUUCCAGGUUGUCAGUGUCGGGGAGUUUGUUAGUCUACAGACUUGGGGCCAACGAGCUUUCAGACACUGAGCACCUAGUUCUGGCCUUAGUGCUCAUAAACUAGCUCAGCCAUGGCCCCUGCAGCUGUGUGCACAUUUUUUGCCUGUUACUUUCAUCCUUUUUCAGUCCAUUUUCCACACGUACACACAGCAGCUAAAAGACACAAUUCUAAAUACACACCCCUGUGUAAUCUGAUUACACAUGUGUGGGAACACUGUGCCGUACUGUGGACUGAGAGUGUAAUAUUGUCAUGGUAAUUGAGGACUUUUAUUACAAUUCAUGCCUGUCCAUCGUUUCUGAGUACUUUAUCUUUCCUCUUACACAGUUUUUUUUGGCUUUCUUUUCCCUGAGAUUCCUACAAUCUCCCCUUAGGCGUUUUACAAAUCUGCUGCCGCUGAGAUGCCCUUGUCCCUUGGUAACGCCUGCUCAGCCUCUGUGACCCUGCCCUUUUUUGUCACAGGUGAGAUAACUGUUGCGUGUUUUAUCUUUCCCACUAAAGCUGGGAAGCUGGGACUCUUGUUUGUACAUUUUUAGCAGCUGAGGCUUUAGUACCUAAGCACGAAUGGUGCGGGUGGCUGUGUUUCUACCACCUGGAGAAGCACAGUCGGCGGUGAGAGAAGAAGGACGCCACCGUGGAAGCAAAGCCAAGGACCGGGCCGAGGGAGCCCCAGGGUCUGGUUCUUGUCUGAUGUCCAGAGUCAUCGCUGCCCUUCUGCCGUGAUUGUCGGACUUCUGCUGUGAGACAGCCCGGAUACUCUUCUAAUAAACCCCGUGUUUGUGUCAA